AUGCUCGGGGAGCCGGACCGUCCGUCCGAGGAGACGCAGAAGCGCGCGAAUGCGGCGAAGAAUUUCAUCGAAAACAUGUACAAGAACCAGAUCCAGUCGCACAUGGACCGGCGCGCUAGGCGGGGGCAGCUCGAAACCGAGCUCCAGGUCGAGGGGUACUCCCGCACCGAGAUCGAGGAGGCUCUGCAGGAGCACGACCGCAAGGAGAGCGAGUUCAUGCGGCUGCAGAGGGUCAAGUUGAGCAACGAGGACUUCGAGCCGCUCACGAUCAUCGGCCGGGGCGCGUUCGGAGAGGUCCGCGUCGUCCGUGAACGCGCGACGGAGAAGCUGUUCGCGAUGAAGAAGCUGCGAAAAUCGGAGAUGCUUCGUAGAGGCCAAGUGGACCACGUCCGCGCCGAACGCAACCUCCUCGCCGAGGUCUCUUCGCACUGGAUCGUCAAGCUGUACUACAGCUUCCAGGACGACGAGUUCCUGUACCUGGUGAUGGAGUACCUGCCGGGCGGCGACAUGAUGACGCUGCUGAUGAAGAAAGACAUUCUCUCGGAGGAGGAGGCGCGCUUCUACAUCGCCCAGUGCGUCUGCGCGAUCGACACCAUCCACAAGGCAGGCUUCAUUCACCGCGACAUCAAGCCCGACAACCUCCUGCUCGACGAGAAUGGCCACAUGCGGCUCUCCGACUUCGGCCUGUGCAAGCCGAUCGACCCGACGGCCCUCCCGACGCUCGCCGAGGACGAGGAGUACCCCGAGGGCGGCGGCGCGAUGCCGUCCGCGGGCGUCCAGGCCACGGCGCGCCCGCGCGGCGAGCAGCUGGCCCACUGGCAGGCCAACCGGCGCAAGCUGGCCUUCUCGACGGUCGGCACGCCGGACUACAUCGCGCCCGAGGUCCUCCUGAAGAAGGGCUACGGCAUGGAGUGCGACUGGUGGUCGGUCGGUGCGAUCAUGUUCGAGAUGCUCGUAGGAUACCCCCCCUUCUACUCGGACGAUCCCAUGACGACGUGCCGCAAGAUCGUCAACUGGCGGAUGUUCCUGCGCUUCCCCGACGACGUCCCCGUCUCGCCGAACGCGCGCGACCUCAUCUCGAAGCUCAUGUGCGACGUCGAGGACCGCAUGGGCUCGCACGGCGGCGCCGACGACAUCAAGCAGCACCCGUUCUUCAACGGCCUCGACUGGACGCAGCUGCACCGCAUGGCGCCGCCGUACAAGCCCACCGUCGAGCACGAGCUCGACACGCAGAACUUCGAGCGGUUCGACGAAGACAAGUCGUUCGCGCACUCCAAGUCGUCCGCCUCGCGGUCGCAGGUCAAGGACCCGAACUUCAUCGGGUACACGUACAAGAACUGGGAGGCCGUGGGCGCGGAGGGCGGGAUGCAGAAGAUGAAGAAGAAGACCAACGCGCGGCCGACGAUGGCGCAGAUGCAGGAGAACUUCGAGACGCUGCAGAUGUGA
This is a messenger RNA of Pedinophyceae sp. YPF-701, 1446 nucleotides long. The record is from the annotation of a GenBank genome assembly. NCBI's taxonomy places the organism in Eukaryota, Viridiplantae, Chlorophyta, Pedinophyceae.